GGGCAGGUAAGGCCUUAAAAUAGUGAAACAAUAACAACGACCUGGAUUCAUUAGUAAGUCUGAGUCACAAGACGGGAAAAACCUUAUCAUAUUACUUUUCAGACAUAUCUAUUUUCCUCAUAUGAAAAGUCAGUCAUAACUUUGCGUGAACUAUCUAAAACUUAUUUUCUAUUCGUGGAAUUUUGACAAUUUGCUGAUUCCAUCUUUACGUUUGCUUGAGCGUCUAAUAUAUGUUUGAAGAAACAAGACCUCAACCAGCAGUCGGAUCGAUUUCCUCAUUGCCAUGUUGCUGUAUAUACGUAACGAUGAAAGAUGUAGAAUUGACAAAAUCGAGCUGAUCGAUGGUUGUUGUCCCCGUAUUAAGUACGAUGUGGCGAAAAUCACGAAUGAACAGGUUCCCUCGACGUCUCCAAAUGACGAGUAUUAUGUAUCAACCAUGAAUAUCGAACCAGCAGUUUGGGGAAUUAUCCUUCUUCUGGACUGUGUUUAUGUGGAUGUGACACAGCAAAAAUUUUCUUGGUCAACUAAAAGUGUGGGAAAAGUGAAAGAUGUAGUUAUAGAUAAGGAUGAUUCUUUCGAUGAAAAAUGUUACAACCACGAUGCAUGUUACGAAUACGACGAUAACAUUGACGAAUUAUUCAAUCUCGCUGAAUACUUGAUUGAAAUCAGUCGCACUAGAUCAAAACGCCACAGAAAAAGUAAAGAAGAACAAUUGUAUUUGGUAAGAAUGUUGUACUGCUGUAUUCUACCCAAAAUACAAAUCAACUGCGACGAUCAAAGCAAAGUAGAAGCUGCCAUAUGUAAUGAAAAGCUGUUCAUUAAGAAACUGAACGAGCAGAUUGAAUAUGAGUCACAAGCAUUACAAGAAUUGCAGGAUGCAUUAUUCCAGCAACAAGAUGAAAGAUUAAAAGAAUUUGAAGAAUUAGCAUUAGAUAAGAAAUGCACCAAGAACUUUGUUUUGACACUUAAAGAAGAUUUGAACAAAAGAAAAAACCAUCUUCGUGAAAAGAUUGAAUUGAAUCAACUAGAUGUCCAGGCCAUCAAGGCAGACAUUGAGAAGAACGGUGAGACAGAUGAGAAAAAACUGACAUUAAGCAAUGCACGCAAAAUGACAGAACAGCUUCGUGAGAAACUACAUAAUAUUCUUGUGGCAACGGAAGAUUCAAUUGAAGAAUCUUUAAUGGAAGAUGGCUUUCAAAGUCAAGACAAUGUUCCCAUUGUGUUGAAAUAUCUGCACUAUAAAGAGAUGACAAAUGGGCAAAAGUUAACAACACAGGGGAAAAUGGAAAAAAAGGUUCAUGCAACCAGUAUACUGGAAAACUUGAAACGGAUCAAGGAAGAAAUUGGAAGCUGGGAUGGAAGAGCAAUUGCUACUCUUCAGAACUCUUCACAAAUCACGGACGUAUUGAGAGACAAGGACAUUCACAUUCCCGAGUACCAAACCCUCAGUGAACGUGUGGUCACGAUCGUAAACAAUCCCGAACAUCCAUUUGGUGCAGAAUUCGCCACGUUCACCAAGUCUGUGCGAAGGAAAUGCCGCGAUAUUGCGAGUAUUACGCCUACGCACAGGCACGUCGAUCAUCGCGAUUAUUUGGUAAUAAAUGGUGACUGCACGAUGGAUGAAUACAUGAAACCGCUAGAGAGGUUAUGUGUGGAAAUCAAGGAACAUUUUGAUCGUAUGAGUAUGUUGUUGCUGGAUCAUUUCAACAGGAACUCCCAAGAUGUGUUGAAGCGUAACAAGCUACAGCUGUACUACGAGAAAAGAUUCUACGACGAAGUUGGAAAAGACAUCGUUCACGUCUACGAAGUAGCUCACGAAACUCGUCAGAAGAAAAUGAUUCGUGAUCUGGAAAGGUUAUCAACGUAUCCCAUCAACUGUCUGCAUCUCGCCAUGAAGGACGAAUGGUGGCACAAGUUGUUCGAAAAGCGACGUCAGGUCAACGUUGCCAAGCAACGCUCGAACCGCAGCAGGCAAUCAUGCUCUGACAAUUCGAGCAGUUCUUCUUCUGGAUCAUGUUCACCACCAGAUAACAAUGAUCAUAUUUCUUUAACGUCAAGUUCCAGGCGAUCAUCUGCCGCAUCAACCAAAGAUCCAGAUGGUACCCGGCGGUCCCCUGCAAGACGUCGUGGAAUAAACUCGCUUAGUAGAUUUUUGAGACGCUUAAGACGACACUCGGAAGAAAUCAUAGAUGGCGAAAAUAAACAGAAUGAAAACACGAAUUCUCACAUACGUUAUGACGAUUACAGCAGUUACAGAAAUCCGGACGACGACAGGAUUGAAGACAAUACUGGAAGACGGAUUGAGGACAAUACCAACUUUACGAAUGGUGUUGACGACAGCAUUAACUAUAACGGCAACGAUUGCCGGGAACUGGUAGGGAACAACGCAAUUCACGACGUCAAUGGCGAGUUCUCGAAAGAGGAUUUUGAACUUUCAACAUUCGAGAAACACUUCGGACCCUCCAUGUACUGCCUGAAGGAACUCUUCCUUGUAUCAUCCGUGUUCGAAAAGCUAAACUGCCUGACGAAAUCCUUGACGAUGGCGACCAAUGCUGUGUAUAACCUUAGACAACAAGUACUGGAGAAAGUUGACGACGAAAAGGAAUUUUCCCUCGCCAUAACAGCCGAUGAUCUAUUACCGCUUAUGGUCCUCAUUAUUCUACAGAUGGAUGCGAGUGACGCUGCUUCUAUCGUCACUCAUUUAGAAAUGAUGCAGGACCUGAGUCCUAGGUUCUUGACACUUGGUUGCCAUGGAUACGCUUUAGUCGAGUUCGAAAUGGCGAGUAAGGUAUUAGAAUCUUUAUGUAGCGAAUUUGAUUGGAGUGACUCGUUUAGUCCACGAAACUAGCUUCCAUCGAGCGCUUCUCUCAUUUUUUUAACAAUUCCAACUAGUCAUUUUUUUGCAGAUACAUAAUUUAUUACCUCAAUUAUCUAAUGCACCAUUCCUAACUGUACCAAUCUAGAAAGAGUAGCGAGAAUGAACACAUAACCAGGAAGAAUAGUAUCCAAACUCGAAAACUAGCGUUGUUCUUAAUCGCCUGUGAAUGAAAUAUUUUUUUUAUCAAAAUGUAUGCUUUAAAAACGCAGUUUAACUUACGGAAAGUUCAACAAA
Molecule: messenger RNA, 3112 nt
Organism: Xenia sp. Carnegie-2017
Lineage: Eukaryota; Metazoa; Cnidaria; Anthozoa; Malacalcyonacea; Xeniidae
Exons: 6
Coding region: 284-2848 (854 amino acids)
Source: RefSeq, a predicted model, not a curated record